This is a messenger RNA of Dioscorea cayenensis subsp. rotundata (Guinea yam), 2752 nucleotides long. Its product is annotated as probable methionine--tRNA ligase. Bases 129 to 2531 code for a protein of 800 amino acids. The transcript has 17 exons. Gene Ontology annotation, molecular function: tRNA binding; methionine-tRNA ligase activity; ATP binding. Gene Ontology annotation, biological process: methionyl-tRNA aminoacylation. The record is from RefSeq and is a predicted model, not a curated record. NCBI's taxonomy places the organism in Eukaryota, Viridiplantae, Streptophyta, Magnoliopsida, Dioscoreales, Dioscoreaceae. Gene Ontology annotation, cellular component: aminoacyl-tRNA synthetase multienzyme complex; cytosol.
GUGCUCGCUUUGUAGCUCUCUCCCCAACGUUGCCUUCCGUUGGCGGCUUCCAAGCGGAACCAUCCCAAAACCCUAACCCUAACCCUAACCCUAACCCUAAUCGUAAAUCGAAGGGAGGAAGAGCAAGUAUGGCAGACGUUUCUGAGAAGGAGAAGGGCUCGCCAAAGCUCCCAAUCCCCGGGCACCGCAAUAUCCUGAUCACCAGCGCGCUCCCCUAUGUUAACAACGUUCCCCAUCUCGGGAACAUCAUCGGAUGUGUUCUUAGUGCGGACGUGUUUGCUCGUUUUUGCCGAUUGAGGGGAUACAAUGUGAUAUACAUCUGUGGCACGGAUGAGUAUGGGACGGCGACGGAGACGAAGGCCAUGGAGGAGAACUGUACCCCUAAGGAGAUUUGUGAUAAAUACCAUGCAAUUCACAAGGAAGUGUACAAAUGGUUUGGCAUAAGCUUUGACGAGUUUGGUCGCACAUCCUCUCCGCAACAGACAGAAGUUUGCCAACAAAUUUUCCACACGCUGAUGGAAAACGGAUGGCUUUCAGAAAAUACAAUGCAGCAGCUUUUUUGUGAUACAUGCAAACGAUUCUUGGCUGAUCGGCUUGUUGAGGGGACAUGCCCUACAUUGAAUUGCAAUUAUGAAUCUGCACGGGGUGACCAAUGCGAAAAAUGUGGAAAAUUGUUGAACCCAACUGAACUGCUAGAUCCUAAGUGCAAGGUUUGCAAAAAUACUCCACGAAUUCGAGAUACGGACCACUUGUUUCUAGAGCUCCCUUUGCUGAGGGAGAAGUUGGAGAGUUAUAUCAAUAGUAUGUCAGUGGCUGGAUCUUGGAGUCAAAAUGCUAUCCAAGCUACAAAAGCAUGGUUAAAGGAAGGAUUGAAACCUCGAUGUAUAACAAGGGAUCUUAAAUGGGGAGUUCCUGUCCCCCAUGAGAAGUAUAAAGAUAAGGUUUUUUAUGUUUGGUUUGAUGCCCCAAUUGGUUAUGUCUCGAUCACUGCAUGUUACACUGCUGAUUGGGAAAGGUGGUGGAAGGAUCCCGAAAAUGUGGAGCUGUAUCAAUUUAUGGGCAAGGAUAAUGUACCCUUCCACACUGUUAUGUUUCCUUCUACUCUUCUUGGAACUGGUGAAAAUUGGACAAUGAUGAAGACUAUAAGUGUAACUGAGUAUUUAAACUAUGAAUCAGGAAAAUUUUCUAAAAGCAAAGGCAUUGGAGUUUUUGGUAAUGAUGCGAAGGAUACAAAUAUUCCUGCUGAAGUUUGGCGGUACUAUUUGUUGACUAACAGACCUGAGGUAUCAGAUACAUUGUUCACUUGGGCAGAUUUGCAAGCUAAGCUAAAUAGUGAGCUACUUAAUAAUUUAGGGAAUUUUAUCAAUCGUGUAUUGAGCUUCAUUGCCAAACCAUCAGGAUCAGGAUAUGACUCUACCAUUCCUGAAGUGCUUGAUGCAGACUCUCAUCUUCCAACAAAAACUUUAGCAGAGAAAGUUAGCAAACAUAUUGAACAGUACCUUGAUUCCUUGGAAAAGGUCAAACUGAAAGAAGGUCUGAAAACUGCUAUGAGCAUUUCUGGAGAGGGGAAUGCAUAUCUACAGGAAAGCCAAUUUUGGAAACUUUACAAGGAAGAUCCAACUUCAUGUGCUAUUGUGAUGAAGACUUCUGUUGGGCUAGUUUUUCUUCUUGCGUCUUUAUUGGAACCUUUUAUGCCCUCCUUCUCUGUUGAAGUACUAAAGCAGCUUAAUAUAUCGCCUGAAGAGAAGUUGACAUUCUGUGAUGAGAAAGGAGAGACAGAUAAGGCAAAAAGACCAUGGGAUUUAAUACCUUCUGGCCAUGUAAUAGGAAAACCGGAGCCACUAUUCAAGGAACUUAGAGAUGAUGAAGUAGAACUUUUCAGGCAGAGAUUUUCUGGAAGUCAAGCUGACCGAAAAGAAAAAGCAGAAGCUGAUGCAAAAAAGAUUGCUGGACAGCUGAAGGCCACAAAAAUAUCAGAGGGAAAUACAAAGAAAAAAUCUACGACUGCUACCAAAGCAAAGGCCACUGUUGCAGAUAUUUCUGUUUCCCGGCUUGAUAUUCGUGUUGGUGUCAUUAAGAAGGUUCAGAAACAUCCAGACGCUGAUUCGCUUUAUGUGGAAGAGAUUGAUGUGGGAGAAGAAUCUACGAGAACAGUAGUUAGCGGGUUGGUCAAAUACAUUCCUCUUGAAGAAAUGCAGGAUCGGAAAGUCUGUGUUCUUUGCAAUCUAAAACCAGCCAGCAUGAGGGGUAUCAAGUCUCAUGCAAUGGUAUUAGCUGCAUCCAAUGGAGAUCACACAAAAGUAGAACUAGUGGAGCCGCCGGCAUCUGCGGUGGUUGGUGAACGGGUGACUUUCACUGGAUAUGCCGGUGAGCCUGAUGGUGUGUUAAACCCAAAGCACAAGGUGUGGGAGACGGUCCAACCGGACUUGCACACAGAUGCGGAGUUGGUGGCCUGUUAUAAAGAUGUGCCCUUCACGACAUCGGCGGGCAUAUGCAAGGUCUCAUCCAUUGCUAGUGGGGCCAUAAGGUAGGUCAUGUUCUUCCCAGAUCUUGUCGGAAAUGUUAUUGCAACUGUUUUGUAGCUUUAGAGCUUUUGUUUUUUUGGAGCUUUGGACAGUCAAUACUAUUAUCUCAAUUUUUUUCAAUUUCAUACUUAUAUAUUUGCUCAAGAAACUAUGUAUUGUGUAAUCUCUAUUUGUUACAGCUUUUGGUUUUGCUAUUGAAAAUAAAACCUGCAUUAUAUUUCUGUUUC